CCCGCCGGGGCUAGGGCUCUGGCUCCCCGGCAUUUAAAGGGGACGCGGCGGCGGCCCCGGGGAUGGGGAGCAGGUGGAAGGGACGGAAGAGAAGCACAUCAUCCACGGUCCAUUGGGACUGGAGGGACGGGUGAGCCGGAGCUCAGAAAUCCGGGGGUGGAUAAGACCGCGUCCCCCCAAUUCCCGAGCUGUGGAUAACAGUUUGAGACCAGCAAAGUCUCCGGAAGUAGACGCUCAGGAUAAUACACUGACAAUGAGCGGGUGUUUUCCAGCUGUUGGCCUACGGUGCCUGUCUAGGGUCUUGGAUGUGCCAGCGAUCCUGGCUGUGGCCUGCUAACCAGACUCUCCCCGGCCGGCUCCCGCCGCGCCGCCUCUCGCUUGUCCCCUCCUCCUGCUCCUCUUCCCCCUGCUCCCAGGACGUGAGGAUGGCUGCGCCCGGCGCACCUCGCUUCCUCCUGACCUUCGACUUCGACGAGACCAUCGUGGACGAAAACAGCGACGACUCGAUCGUGCGCGCUGCGCCCGGCCAGCAACUACCUGAGAGCCUGCGUGCCACCUACCGCGAGGGCUACUACAAUGAAUACAUGCAACGCGUCUUCAAGUACCUGGGUGAGCAGGGUGUACGGCCGAGAGACCUGCGCGCUGUCUACGAGACCAUCCCCCUGUCGCCGGGCAUGGGUGAUUUGCUGCAGUUCGUAGCCAAACAGGGCUGCUUCGAGGUUAUCCUCAUUUCGGAUGCCAACACCUUCGGAGUGGAGAGUGCCCUGCGUGCCGCUGGCCACCACGGCUUAUUCCGCCGCAUCUUCAGCAACCCGGCCGGGCCCGACGCUCGAGGACUGCUGACGCUGCGGCCCUUCCACACGCACAGCUGCUCGCGCUGCCCCGCCAACAUGUGCAAGCACAAGGUGCUCAGUGAAUACCUGCGUGAGCGGGCCCGCGACGGCGUGCACUUCGAGCGCCUAUUCUACGUGGGAGACGGUGCAAAUGACUUCUGCCCCUUGGGGCUGCUGGCAAGCGGGGACGUGGCCUUCCCAAGGCGCGGCUACCCCAUGCACCGCCUCAUCCAGGAGGCACAGAAGGCUGAGCCCAGCUCCUUCCGCGCUCACGUGGUGCCCUGGGAAACGGCCGCCGAGGUGCGCCAACACCUGCAACAGGUGCUGAAGAUGUAUUGAAGACCAUCACCUGCCAGGGGAACUCGGGGAGAGCCGGCGGCGGAGACAGGGCAGGAUUGGGAAUUGCUUAAGACCACCUGGUUUUCUUCCUUCUUCCCCUUCGCUUUGCUACGCUCCUCUGGGCAUUUCUGGAAUUUUGUCCGCUUUGUGGGCUGGGAGCGGAGGUUAAGCGCCGUCCCUAAUCUAUGCAGUUAUCGCAGCUCGGCUGCCUCCCCUCCAGGGAGUGGUGAGCACCCCUUGGAAGGCAGGCAGUGUCCCUUGAACUGAGGGGAAGGGGCUCCUGGCAGUUGGGAGGAGACAUCUCCCGAUACUUUAGCUGCUGCGUAACCUCCCCUCCGCGGGCUUCUCUCGAACGGACUCAGGAUCCCCCAGUCCGCAUACCAGCACCUCGCGCAGACCUGUGAUGCUCUCGGAAGACAGCUCCUGGGCAUCUUUGAUCUUGCUUCAGCCACCGCAAUCCUACACUAGUGCUGCGCUGGCGGCGCCUUGCUUCCUUCCCCCGCCCACGCCAGAGACCAGCAAAGGAAGAAAAAGCCAGAGAGAGCAGCCACCUCCUACUGGUGGAACGAGGUAGAACCAACCAAUGACCUCGGAGAGUGUGACAAAUCCUCUCACUCCAACCUCAUCUACUGCGUCUAGAGACCAGGGACUUCACCAAAGUCGUCCUCCGCAUCCCCCUUCGCCCUUAUGGAACAGAAAGCCAUGUUUUAAAGCAGAGCCAGGGAAACCCAAGCCCCUCCCCCCUCUAGUGUUUCAGAGCUAUAAAGGAGGUGAAGGGGGACAAA
Molecule: messenger RNA, 1957 nt
Organism: Cricetulus griseus (Chinese hamster)
Lineage: Eukaryota; Metazoa; Chordata; Mammalia; Rodentia; Cricetidae
Source: RefSeq, a predicted model, not a curated record